Messenger RNA from Porites lobata, 28501 nucleotides. The record is from the annotation of a GenBank genome assembly. NCBI's taxonomy places the organism in Eukaryota, Metazoa, Cnidaria, Anthozoa, Scleractinia, Poritidae.
AUGGAAAUGAAAAAUUUUACUGGAGGUGAAAACCCGCAAACAAUUAUAGGACUUUACUGCUCUGUGGAAUUUACAGGAGAGGUACAUGGCGAGCUCGUUUUUCUCUCUGUCAUCGACAUUUUUUUGUCAACUACAGCAUUUUUGGGGAAUACUCUGAUCCUAUUUGCUUUUCGCAAGGACACAUCAAUUCAUCCGUCAUCCAAACUCCUGUAUCGUAACCUUGCGAUAACUGAUCUUUGUGUUGGUAUCAUUGCGGAGCCUCUACGCGUUGCUUAUAUGAUCUCUGUGGUGAACAGAAGACGGGUCAUUUGCUACUACACAAUUUUGACAGCAUAUUUCGUAAGCGUUACUUUGUGUGGAGUGUCGUUGAUAACACUGACUGCAAUAAGCGUGGACAGACUUCUCGCUUUGCUACUGGGUCUCAGAUACAGACAAGUUGUAACUUUGAAAAGAACACGUUUAAUUGUUAUUUGUGGUUGGAUUGUGUCUGUUGUCGGUGCAUCUACCUCCUUUCUUAAUCGUCUUAUACUUUCAUUGUACGCAUAUAUAGGUGCAGCUUUUUGUUUACUCACUACAAUCUGUGCCUACACAAAAAUCUUCAUGUCUCUGCGUCAUAACCAAAUUCAUGGUCAGAACCAUGUUGUUCAAGGGCAAUCGAGCCAAGUAAAUACACUGAAUAAAGCUCGAUACAGAAAGGCAGUGUACAGUGCACUGUGGGUGCAGGUAACAUUGCUUAUUUGUUAUCUGCCGUUCGUUAUAGCUGAAGCUUUAACACCUCAAAGGGGAAUGCAGUUAUCUACUUACCUUGCUAGGGGAUUUACAAUUACUUUAGUGUCUUUAAACUCGUCGUUAAACCCGUUUCUGUGCUGCUGGAAGAUCACAGAAGUGAGACAAGCUGUGAAAGAAACAUUACAACAACUACACUUCUGUACCUGAACUAAGACUUAGACUAAGAACAAUUACUAACGAACUUGAUAAGAAAAUAUGUGUAAGAAAACCAGACAAAUGUCGUAAUCCGAAUUGCACCUCUAAGAUUGUUUUCUGUUUCAUUGCAGAUUGUAAAGACACAAACAAAAUCAUUUGUUUAUGUUAAAAAGUUUUAUAAUCAUAAAACAAAAUGAAAAUAUCACUAAAACUAGUCACAGUUAGCUAAUUAGUUCUCUUCCAACGAAGACUACGAAGCAGGGACAUAUUCUUAAAGAGAACAGCUCACUUGCUGCAACAUCACACCGACAGUGACUAAUGUUUUUUAAAGUGACUCGACUCAGUUUUUUUGAGGGGCUACCAUCCUACUUUGAAGCUCUCUGGUAUCCCCACCUUUUCUUUUAUCGUAAGUCUAACACAUAGAAUGGAUAAUAUAUAGACCAAUCUACAAUAUAACACAAAUUUUUUGGCGAUCGGAGUAAAUGUCACGUGAUUAUAAUGCCACGCCCCUUUGAGGUCUGAGUCGCAAAUCUGCUGUUGCCGGCAUUUUUUCGUGAAAAUCUCUCGGCUACAUAUAGUGCGCAUAAGUGCCAUGCGUUGAACAAAGUUUCACCAAAAUCGCAAAGAUCCAAUGCGAGAAAUUCAGCGGUUUCCAAAUUUAGGUCAUAAUUUAUGCAAAAAUGAUAAGCAAACUUUACACAAUUAUAUCUAGUUAGUUUCUUCAUCGCCUUCGUUUACAAAUAAACACAGUUUAAAAUGUUGAAGGCCAAAGUCAACAUCCAAGUCCUCAAGGUUGACAGGCCCCUUAUAACUUUAUUUAAACCUUUUUUCCGAGGUAAAGAGAUUUAGAGCUCCGAAAUGAGCAUUUUCUUUAAAAAUUUUGGUCCGUAUAGCAAGUUACGGACCGCAAAUUGACCAAUCGCAUGGCGAAAACAGACUCAGCCAUGUAAUAAAUGUAGAAUAGUCAGACUAAACUUAAACUGGUAAAAGAUUGUAGUUCAAUCGUUACAGUUUACAAAUCUAAAGUGAAACUUUCGAAUGAUCGGGUCUAGGCGAUAAUGCAGUGUAAUUUCAAACAAUCUUCCACAAUCAAAGGCAAUACUAUGAGGCAAAAAUCGAGACCUUGCAAAUCUACGACAUCAAGGAAACAUCAAUGAAGACGUCAGUAUGAAAAAUAAAUACACAUUUCCCAAACUAGAGAACUUCGAAAAUAAAUAAACCAGUUCAAUUUGUAGACUAGUAGUUUCCAUUGACCGAUGAAGUGCUGCAAGUAGAGUGCGCGACAGCCAAGUACAAAGCUACCCUUAUAAACACAUCCAUGACACAUACGUAACUUUAGACGAGUAAUUGAAGUUGCUUCUAGUAGUUGAAGGUCAAAUCAUUGAUAUCUCAAGUAUUUAUAAAGUGAAUCUAUCUAAAGCGCAAUGUAUCAAUUAAAUACAUACAACAAAGUGAAUCUGUAAUAUCGACCAUAGAGUUCCAGUAAUUGCGUCAACAUUCUGAGAAACGUGAUGCCUCAAUACACCACGAAACAUGAUUUCUUUCAUGUCCUACUUUAUCGACGGUCGAGUAUUCCUCAGGGUAUUUGCUUUUUAAUACGCGUGUAUGAAUACACGAAAAUCAAGGGCCUUGAUUCAGGGAAAAUUACGUCAUUGCCAAAAAGCCAGAACGUGAUCAACUACCCGCAUCACCUCAAUCAUCGCCGUAAGUAAACCACAUGCUCAUCACGAGUCUCACUAAAAUUUGUAUACAAUGAAAGUCGUCACGAUUCUUCUGCCCAGUUUCCACGUUCUCCGCUAGGAACGCCUGGGAUCCCAACCUCCCUUUUGUGUCCUAUAUACAAAGAAGAACAUGGCUUGCAGAUUAUGGCUCUCGGUGCUACGUGAGUGAUAAGAGAGCCACCUUAAGGCAAUGCUUUAUGUACAAUAAAUUAUUACAAGAACUUAUAAAAUAUACUUGUUUGAUAGUGGUUUAAACGUAGUGCGCAAGUGGAGGUGGGGGUGGGAGCUGUUUGAAACAACAGGUUUGACCGGAUAACCCAACUUUGUAGUUAAUAAGGCCUGUUUAGGAGGCUUGAACAACAACUUACUCGAAGGGCAAGCGAUUUUUGAAUUCUCUUCUCGCCCUGAUUUUUUGUUUUAACAAUUCUGCUGUUUUUGAUUGAAACAACGUGAUCAUUUCAGUUUCACAUGUUAGUGCGAGUUUCCAAACAUAUCCCUUUGAGGGUGUCUUCAGACGACCAAACUUCGCCUUUGAGUCAAGAAAGUGAGUAGUACUAUGUAACUCUCGUUUAUUCGUCAGUUUCUGUCGUGCACGUGGGCACAUUGACCCACAAGGGUACCACGCAUGUCCCUGGUUUGCAUGAAAGGUGUUUUUAACUUUCGUACACUGUAAUUCAAGCUUUCCUUUUUCAGCGUUUCUGCAUAAACUCUUUAAAAAUGUCUUGAAAUUUUAAGGUAGGGUCCUUGAAAGUCAUUUUAUUUUGUGACAUAAAAGGAGUAAGAGCCCUGAAACUGUAAUUAAAGGGGUCAUGCAACGGGAUUUCGCUGUUUUGGGUUAAAGGAGCUGUGUCACGAAAUUCAGCCAAAUUAGGAAAUUACAAAAUGCCUGUUAAAUUAAGAGAAACAUAAAAAUAACCGCUUUUAACUUUAAAGGAAGGUUAAAGUAACAUAACGGAAACAACAAAUGCCACGGAUGGGCAAAACUGGAGAAGAUUGAAACGGAUUGAAAACUGUUCAGCCUAACAGUUUUUCAAAGUUGAUCCUUGCUGCUAGCAACUUCAAAAAUAAUGCUCAGGAGACAUAUUUGUUUGUCUCGGGUCUCUGAUUUUGUCAUUUACAUGUUAUUUCUUUGCUUACUUUAAGUUCCAUAGCGAUUGAGGACGAGUAAUUGGCAAAAUUAAACAAAACGAACUGGACUGCCGUGGCACAGCCCCUUUAGUUCUUUACUUAGUUAUUACUUGGUGCCUUAACCCAUACACAAAACCUCUUCGUACCGCGAACAGUGCACAACCUUUGGCUUCUAACGCGGUUUUGUUAAAUACCAGCUCAACUCUGAAUUAAUAACUGGUUCAUAUGCUUGGCUCGGUGAAUGAAUGAGAAAGGUAUUAUUUUUGUAAUAUGGCGAGCUUUGGUAACAGGUAACAAAUAUCACCUUGGGUUUACAGUUUAACCUCUCCCUACGGACACCUCUCAGUUACGAACGGUUCGUUUGGUUCCAGAAAUGCCAAAAAUCGUACAUUCAUUACCUCUAUAAUACGGACACCUCUGCAAAGGGGACACUUGGUUCUGUCCCUUUGGUGUCUGUAUUAAAGAGGUUUGACAGUAUUACUUUAAAACAUUCAUUGGUUCACUUUGUGGUUCAUUCAACUUAUUUCUUCUAUGUUCCCACCAAUGGCGUAGCUCCACCGUUCGAUAUGUAAACCACGCACAAUCCCUUGAUUCGCUGUGACGAAGAAUUACGCUUAGCCUACGAAAAAUACCGCCAUCUCUCCUUGUUCCCCUUAACCCUUUAAACCCCAAGAUCUACAUACAGAUUCUCCACACUGAUCUCCAUACAUUUCUUUUAAGAAUAGUGGAGAGAAUUUGGUUGAAGAUCAAAGUAUUCUUCCUUUGGUAAUCAAUUUAGUUAUUCUCAUAACCUUUACUCUUGAUGAUCUGCCGAUAUUGUUAGGAGAAAAUUGAUGUUGGUCACUCUUGGGACCUAAAAGCUUAAAAAAAAAAAAACGUCCCUAGGAGAGACGGUCGUAUUCGCAGGCUAGCUAAGCUCGAAAUGUCAGCUUUUGAAUCUUUUUUUUUUUCGGUGAUAAACUGAUUUUAUUAGCUCAGUUAAUAAAAUCAAAUUUUGUGUUUGACUCCCUACCGACAUCGCGCCACAGUUUCUUUUGAUGCAACUAAGGGCGCGUUCCGCUGGGAUGACCCUGAAGAGGUUCAGUAAUCGGAUCGAUCGGAUUAUAGUACAUCAAAGGAGACGAUAAAUUUAUCCUUUUGAAAGACUUCGUUUGAUUUACCAUGAUCCGGGUGAUCUCGGAUCACUGAUUCUGAUCCGAAUCAUCCCAAAGGAACGCACCCUAAACCCUUCCUGACAAUAUUUGGGCGCCAGUUUCUCGGCCAAUCAAAAUUGAGUUUAAAACCGGUCGUGACUUGCUGGUAUGCUUUUUCCCGCGCUUUUCGCCGGUGACACGUCCCUGGUUUAAUACCUGAUUGCUUCAUUUGAUUAUCUUCUGUAACUGUGAUUGGCCAGACAUAUUUCAGUCGAAGCGUCCCUAAAACCGACACCCGCGGGCCUACGGUAAUGUUCUAUUGAAUGAAGAAUUCAAGCGGCUGUAAGUGGAGUGGCCGUAAAGCGAUUAGUUUCAACUGCAGUCUGGUUUUGAUUUUAAGAUAUUCGGCUGAAAAAUGCUCUGUCUUCCUGGCUUUGUUCUUGUUGUUGCUGAAUACGUUUUGACGAAAUGAAUGUUGCUGUGAUUUGCAGUUUUCAAUGGAGAAUUAUCGCGGUUUGAUACAGGACAUGAGUCCACAGGACCGAGAGGUUAGUCGGCGAAAGCGGUUUUCUUUGUUGUUGUGACGAAUAAUAAUAUUUGUGUGUGUAAAGAAAUGGUGACAAAUGAAAUUACAAGAAUUUUGACAAAAUGCAGGUGUAUCACCUUUUUAUGUCAUGGGUGACAAUAACGCUUAUCGUGAGUUUUCACUUGUUCGUAUCGAAACCUCCAAGUACUGAAAAGUUGAAAACAUACAUUAAAUAUUCAAAAUUUUCAGAAUUUUUUACUAAAAUACCCGCUAGAAUCCUUGUUGAUAAAAUUUGUUCUCUUUGGUGUGUUUAGGUACUCCUUAUUGUCUUUAAAUGCUCUGACAUCUUCAUUCGUGCUAUCUUUAAACCUUCACGCCAUCUGGUACAAACGUAACAUUGUCUUAGCAAUUUUGCCGUAAUUUUACAUGUGGAUUCAACGCUGAAAUUUUGCGCAAGAAUUCAGGAGCAAUUUGUCACCCAUGAUUUUAUUUUCACUAUCAUACGCUUGUUCCCUUUUCAGAUUUUUAAUUUUGACGUGGAAAAAAUUGAGUGGAAAAACUAUCUUAAGCGGUUUACCAUCGGCCUUAAGACAUUUUUGUUGAAAGAAGAUCUGGCUAAUCUUCCAGUGGCACAUAGUCGGAUCCGCAAGUAAGUGGUCAAAUAACUGUUACCUUUCGUUUUGCGAGCGAGUGGUUCCAGAAAGUAUGCAUUCAUUCUUACUUUCUGCAUAGGGCCAGUAAAGGUGGAUUUCCACCGUCGCGUAAUUUUUACAUGCGUACAUGUUACGCGCGUAAAUAAAAUAGAGGCAAUGUACGGAAUGUCCCGCGUAAACGUAAGAGUUGAACUUCGUUCAAGUUUACACUCGGUUUUUCAUACAUUGCCUCUAUUUUAUUUACGCACGUAAAAUUACGCGACAGUGGAAAUCCCCUCUUAUUCUGGAUAUAGCGCGUACUCUUAACGGCUUAUCUGAUCACGACUGUCAUUAAAUCCAGAAACAUUCGUCCCCUUUGCUGGCUAAACGAUAGUGACGUGAGAUGUUACUUACAUGAUUUAUCUGACAAAAAACGUGAUCUAAUCUGUUCAUAAAGUCAAGAACUGCUUCUAUGAGCAAAGAGCACUCUUUUACUGAAGCAUUUUUCCUAUGUUGUUUUCCAGACUGCGUAACAUUCGUUGGAUGAUGUACUUUUGUUUGUUUCUGUUCGUUUCGUGGCUCAUAAUUAAAAGGUUCCCAGUCGCACAGACCGCUCUGACCCACUGCUUAUCUGGUGUCCACAAGCUGGCCCGGGCCCUGGAGCCAUUCAAGCUGUCUAACUAGAAGCCGUGACUUUUGAGGUCUUCCUAGGGAUGGGCUCCAAAAGGUCCGGUGUGGUAUUACACACGAAACUAUUUUGUGUAAGUAAUGAAAACAGAGAUAAAUUUCGUGGCACAUUAUCAAGGAGUUCCCAGCUGUACAGACCGUUUGGUUCCGGUGCAUAUUUGUUGUGCCUAGGCUGGCCCUGGUCCUUGAGCCGUUAAUGGUGUCCAACUAGAGGCCAUUCGCCACGAACUAUCAAGGUCCUUUCAGGGGUGAAAAGAGUGAUAUUGGUCAGAAUUUGAAAAACAGUAAUCAUAAAUUACUUUAGAAAGUUAAUUAAGAAAACUAUCAGCAAAUCUCAUGAUGAAUAAGAAAUGAAAAGUAGGUUUAGGUUGAUCAGUUAUAGUCGUUUGUCAGAUUGUUUAUUUAUCGUUGUAAAAACACUAAAAUCAUUCAUACCAAGAGAUCAUAAUUGGACCAAUCAUAAUCUGUUGUUUAUACUCUGAACAUGGAAGCAUGCUUAUGAUGAUUGCCCUUAGAAUACAAGGAUAAUUUAGCUUGAAAAGUAGGGAUAACAAAGAAAAUCAGGUUACUGUAUGUCUUGACAUUGAACAUUUGGGAAGUUUGCAGUGGUGCACUCGCAACAUUUAAAUCGAUAUUUUUUAUAACUGAAUGAAAAGAAACAUGUUUUAAUCAUAAAAAAUGAAUAAUUAUUAAGUGAUAUGUCCUUGGGAUUUCCUUACUAGUUAGAAAAUUGAAAAAAAUAGCAGAUUAAGGGAACGAAAAGGUAAAGAACGUGUCCUCCUUCCUUUCACACACCCUUCGCGCGGCGCUGUUUGCUAAGUUCCGUCCAUUUCUUUAUUUGCUUAUUGCAAACUUUCAUGACUGGUUCUCCGCUUAUUUGCCCGUCUAUUUUAACUCUUGGCCCUUUAGGUAAACAGCAUGUAACUUAAAAUAUCUCUUCUUAAUGUAAUGUAAAGGUUAUGAGGACAAAGGAUGAUAUCCAAAGUAAAAAAGGUCUUGGUCGUUAAAAAAAAAGAAAUAGAAAAAUUUCCGUAGAAAGUUUAUUGAACACGGUUUGCAGUAAGUGCAUGCCGCGAUAAGUGUUUAUACGAUUACGGGGGAAUUAACGUUAGUUUAAUCUUUUUUGAAAUGUUUUGUAUGUCUUUAGUUUAUACGAUAUCCUUUUACCCACCGUACUGUUAUUCCGCAUUAUAUGAUCAGAUCAUUUCAUAAGAUAGUAACUUUAAUAUAUAAACACCAAAAAAGUAGACCGUGCUGCAUAGAAGAAAAUUUCUUGUAAGAAGACAGAAUUGCGGUCAUCAUUGUUUAAGAUUAGGUUAACAAAUAAUAAACAUGUAAAUGGCAGAAUUGUAAUUCUGGUGAGUGAAUGAUGGUUUUGGGUUGAUGUUUGUUUGUUUUUUCGUUUGGUCUGUUUGUUUGUGUGUUUGUUUUUUUUAUCAGAUUGCUCGCUUUUGUUAUAGACGCGCACUUCCUCGGAGGAUACCGAAAAUACGAAAAUAGCCAAACAAGGAUUAAUUAGGCUUACCACGGGUAGCCCGAGCUCGAAAUAUGAGCAUCGGCGAGCAUUGGCAUUGUUGCAUAGCAUUCUGUAUAAGGAAAUAUAUGGGGAAAAAACCUAUCGUUUCUGUAGCCUACGAAGAUGAAAGCAUUUCAACAAAAAACAGCGUACCUUACAUAAAAUGUGUGUUACAUCUCUCCUGUCUAGUCCAUGGGCCAAUUAAUGUCCGUUUUAGGGGUUGCACUGUAAGCGGAUUUCUCUGUAUAUUUAUAAACCGUUUACAGUACAACCUAUAAAUCGGCCCAUGGACUACACAGGAGAGAUGAAACACAUUUUAUGUAAGGUAAGCUGUCUUUUAUUGAAACCCUUUCGUUUUCGUAGGUUUCAGAAACGAUAGGUUUUUCUCCAUACAAACCCUUAUAUUUAGAAUGUUAUGCAACAAUGCCGAUGCUUGGGCUACCUGUUAGUCUGCUACACAGCCGUUUUUAGAGUCGUCACGCAACGCUCCUCCCCAUUGUGGGGAGGAGCGUUGCGUGACGACACUAAAAACGGCUGUGUAGCAGACUAGCAACCUGUGGGCUUAGAAAAAACAAUUACAGGGCUUUCAUUUGCAGAAUAGGCGAUUUUAAGGCUUAAAAACAGAUACAAAUGCGUCGGUUCUACGCAGAUAUUGCAAGUGAGUGCACCCUAUAUAGUCUGACCCCUGUCACUCUCUUCAGUACUAUGGAGAGACUGACAGGGGUCACACAAAAACAGCCAAAAAAACCGACUACAUCGAUGAAUUCACACCAAAAAAAACACAGAAAGACAUCAAAGUUAAGUCUCCUUUAUUUAUUUUAUAGCAAAAAGUGAAAACACUGAUAUUUGGCCUUCGCAGACCUCAGUAUUUUAUUUCUCAUACAAAGUCUCAACGGUCGCUUAAAACGCGACACCGACUCCCUUGAAAGAAAGUUAAAUUUGCAUAACGCACUCAUAACGUGAGCUUGGGAUGCCUGUGAUGAAUCCUUGUCUAGGAUAGAUUCAUCGGUUCAUUUAGAAAAGUUAUGGUGGGGGGUGGGGAAUUUUUGAGCCACAGGAAUUUUUUUUCGUUAUCAAAUUCCUUGUGUAAAUUGUUUUUAGGCCGUGGCAUGAAUAUCUUUUAGGGUUAAUUUUCGUGCAUGAAUUUUUUUUCCUUUAAUUUUGCCUUGCGCGACUAUUUUUUUUUGUACUUCGCCCGCCCACACCCCCGUUGUAAGUUUUCUAAUGGUCCGUCCCUUAAUCUACCAUUAUCCGAGUGAUCUCGGAUCUCUGAUCCUGUUGCGGAUCAUCCCCUGGGAUCAUCCCAAAGGAACGCACCCCAAGUAAGUCUAAUUAAUUACUACUUGCCUUUUUCCUGUCUUCCUUUUAGCAUUUUUUUCCGUAACAAUGUUAUUGCAAUUAGGUGUAAGUCCUGGUGCUCUUUCUAUUAUUUGAAAAUAAGAAUUCAUUCGCAUGAGUAUGAACUGGUUUUUAUAUGUUGCGCUGCGCACAAGGCAUCCCUUUAAAAAGAGGGUUUAGCAUGCUCUGAAACUGUUUCAGUUUCAGUUUAGUUUCAAUCUAUUUUUUUUUGCCAGAAAAAAAUACAUCUGCAUACAGACAUUCAAUAUAUUACAAAAAUGUUAUUUAAAGAUUAAAUAGACGUAAAUUGCAAGUAAAAGAAUUUUUAAAAAAUGUUCUGGCGAGGAAGCUCAAAUGGAAACCUUGGGGCUUAUUAUAUGAGCUCCCUCCCUAACCUAAGACUAAACAGAAUGAAUAAAUAAACGGCAAAGUCAACUCAUACUGAAAUAUAAUUAGGAUAAAAAGGAAGCAAAACAAAACGGAAAAAAACAGACAAAAAGCAGCAAAAAACAAGUAUUAUUUACAAAUGGUUAAUCAACUGAGAAGAAAUGCUUUUAAUCUGGAUUUAAAAAGAGAGAGAGUGGCAGCAAAAACGAACGUAAAGCAUUUUUUCUCUUUAAUUCUCAUCUCGUAAGUAUAUGGUACAAACUGACCCAGACAUAAUUUAGCCCAUUUUUUGAACAUGUGUAUAACUGUUAAGACUUCCUGGCUGCGAUGAGACAUUGAUAGUACAUUAAUAAAAAACCUUUUUUAACCAAUUUGAAUCUUUGUUUAACAGAUGUAUCGAUCAAGACUCAGUUAAUAAACUUUGUAUCACUGAUCAUGACAGUUAAGCUCAUUUUCUGAAAACCAGACAAUUGUGCUAUUUGUUUUGCCAAUUGCAGGGCAGCAAAAAGAUUGCCAAUAGCUCUGUCGUCUAAUAAAAUAAAAAUACAGCCCACAUAUCUAAUUGGUUUUUGACAUGAUGCAGCUAUCACAUGAGGAAAACAGGUACAUUAAAAAAAGGUUCGCUUGAACGUAGUUGCUUCGGAGAAAAGUCAUGGUAAUGACAAACUACCAAGCAAUUAGAAAACUGUAUUGUUCUGCAAAAUUCACUGGAGAGUCGAGGAGAGGUACAUGGCGAGUUAAUUUUUCUCUAAGACAAAAGAGGAUAGCUAAAUAUGAUGGUGAAUGAUGGUGCAAGUUCUAUGUUAAUACUCUGGGUUCACUAUACUCAAUCGAAACGAGCGUCACCCUGGCGUUUUUAAUUUUAAAUAUUUUACCUUUCAUAUAACAGAUCCGAAUUGGACGCGCCGGGAGAUGAUGUGAACGAGGGAAAUAAAUUUAAAAAGCAAUUUAAAUGAAGGUAUAAUCUUGACGUAGUAAAAUAGCAAUUUAAGCAAUUGCAAAUAAACCGUCCAAAAUGUUAAUAAAAGUUAUAGCCCACACAGUUUGACAUGUUUGGGGAUAUACUCGGUUAAGACUUCCUCUUCUAAAGAAAAUGUGGCCAAUUUAGUGCUGGUAUCCAUGUGAACGUCAGUCAAAGUUGAAGAAAAACGGCACAAGCAAUUUGAAGCUACAAAAUACAGAACCACUUUAAUAUAAGCCCCACCAGUAACAGGCUCGCCAAUAUAUUCUCCCCUCUAACUUGCAUUGAAAUGAAUUUGAUUUAUUAUGAUAUUUUGAAGCUUUUACCAUAACAUAACAUAACUCUAUUAUUUAUAUAGCGCAAAAUACAUUGGUAUAUGAUCUAAUGCGCUUUACAUUACAAUGAUUAUAAUACUACAAUGAAAUGGAUAAAAAACUACAGCUUUCCUAAAUAGUUAAUAAAUGGAUACUAGAUAAAAAUAUUAUAUAUGCGUGCAAAAAAUCUAUGUUAAAAUAUUAUAGGUUAUAAGCUAAAAGCUAAUUUAAAAUAAUGAGUUUUUAACCGUGCCAGUAACUGCAAAACAUAUUUAAAUCAGCACUGCGUUAGCUUGAAUUGUUUCGAACAGCUUUAACCAUUUCCGUUAUAAUCCCCUGAAAAGAUGUAUAAUCCCAGGGCUUUUAAGCGGCAGUUUACGGCACCGCAUAUCAUAUGUUUGGCUCAAAAACUUAUAACACCUCCGUUGAGCAAAAUUUUCUCGUUCUUGCUCUCACGAUGUUUACUAAAACUGCUGAUUGCUCUCGAUUAAUCGUCGAAUUCAGUUCUUUUUUUCAUGAUUUUUAUAUGAUAAAAACAGGUUACAUUCUAGUUUCCUAAACUCGAUCGAACGUUUUAUUUUGUUUAAUUCCCACCUCGUAAAUGGCCCAGACUUUCGAGCCCUUUUUUUGAACAUUUAUACAUUGUUACUGAGACCUCACAGCUGCCUGCGAUGACAUUAUGAGCAGGUCAGUUUAACUUCUAGCAAUUGACGAAAACCGUUUUUUACUCAAUUUGAAUAUAUGUUUAACAGAAAUAUCGAUCAAGACUUGGUUAAUAGACUUUUUAUUACUAACAGUUUAACUCGUUUUCUAAGAGCCAGGCAAUUGUGCUAUUUGCUCGCUAAUCGCACCGCAACACAAAGGCAACACCAAGAUUGUCGAAUUCUAUCGUUUAAUAAACUGAAAAUACAGAGCAAAUAUUUAAUUGUUUGCUGGCAAGGUGCAUGUAGCAGUCAUAUAAGGAGGACAGAUAUAUUAAAAAAGAGUUCAGUUGACUGAAGCCGCAUCGCAGAAAAGUCAUGGAAAUGAAAAAUUUGACUGGAGGUGAAAACCCGCAAACAAUUGCAGAACUUUACUGCUCUGAGGAAUUUACUGGAGAGGUACAUGGCGAGCUCGUUUUUCUCUCUGUCAUUAACACUUUUUUGUCCAUUACAGCAUUUUUGGGGAAUACUCUGAUCCUAUUUGCCCUUCGCAAGGACACAUCAAUUCAUCCGCCAUCCAAACUCCUGUAUCGUAACCUUGCGAUAACUGAUCUUUGUGUUGGUAUCAUUGCGGAGCCUCUACUGGUUGCUUAUAUGAUCUCUGUGGUGAACAGAAGACGGGUCAUUUGCUAUUACACAAUUUGGACAGCAUCUUUCGCAGGUGCUACUUUGUGUUCAGUGUCGUUGAUAACACUGACUGCAAUAAGCGUGGACAGACUUCUCGCUUUGCUACUGGGUCUCAGAUACAGACAAGUUGUAACUUUGAAAAGAACACGUUUAGUUGCUAUUGGUGGUUGGAUUGUGUCUGUUGUCGGUGCAUCUACAUUAUUUCUGAAUCUUCUUAUUUUUUCAUUGUACCAAUAUAUUGUUAUAGCUUUUUGUUUAGUCACUACAAUCUUUGCCUACACAAAAAUCUUCAUGUCUCUGCGUCAUAACCAAAUUCAUGUUCAGAACCAUGUCGUUCAAGGACAAUCGAGCCAAGUAAAUACACUGAAUAUAGCUCGAUACAGAAAGGCAGUAUACGGUGCACUGUGGGUGCAGGUAACAUUGGUUAUUUGUUAUCUGCCGUACGGUAUAGCUGGAGCUGUAAAACCUCAAAGGGGGAUGCCUUUAUCUACUUACCUUGCCAGGGUAUUUACACUUACUUUAGUGUAUUUGAACUCGUCGUUAAACCCCUUGCUGUACUGCUGGAAGAUCACAGAAGUGAGACAAGCUGUAAAAGAAACAUUACAACAACUACACUUCUGUACCUGAACUAAGACUUCGGCUAAGAACAUUUACUAACGAACUUGAUAAGAAAAUAUGUAUAAGAAAACCAGACAAAUGUCCUAGUCCGAAUUGCACCUUUAAGAUAUUUUUCUGUUUCAUUGCAGAUUGUAAAGACACAAACAAAAUCAUUUGUUUAUGUUAAAAAGUUUAAUAAUCAUAAAACAAAAUGAAAAUAUCACUAAAACUAGUCAGUUAGCUAAUUAGUUCUCUAGCAAUGAAGACUACGAGGUAGGGACAUAUUCUUAAAGUAAACAGCUCACUUGCUCGCAACAUCACACCGACAAAUUCUUUUGACUAAUGUUUUUUAAAGCCAAAAGACAAUCAGAAUUAUCAGAGAGCUUUACUGUUCUGCGGAAGUUGCUGAAGAGGUACAUGGCGAAGUUAUCUUGAAAAUACACUGCAUAAAUAACAGCUGUUGAUAACCAUAAAAGGCACUAUGUUCAUAGUAUAAUCAAGUUUAACAAACGUCAUAAGUUCAGUUUGGUAAAACUAAUCAGGGCGCAAAAAUAUUACUUUUCCGAAUGCUUUUUCAAAAUCGAACAAUAUUUAUUGUGGGAUAAUGAGGGCCGGUACAUGAUGUAAGUUAAAUUUGAUGGCCAAUAAAUACACAUUAACAUUGUUCUGUUGCGUAACACAGGUCAUUUUAAUAAAAGCUUGCGAGCAUACGAAGGCUUUUGUUUUAGAUAUAAUGAAAAGUGAACUAUUAUACUUCUGGUUUGCAUGUGACGUCACACAGCGGCAUCUAGGUCGUCAAGAACAAAAGCAUGUCUCUUCCCUGGGAAGUAUAUCCUCUAUUUUCAUGUAAGCUCUUCGAGAAAACAAUUCUUUUUUACUGGCCCCCAACAUGGUCGCCUUGUCACGUGGUUGCAAACUAAGAAUACCCGCAUGGUAACGUGAUAUCAAUGGAAAAGGGGCUAUCACCAGUCCCCCUCGGGGGAUUGCUCAGAUGACUAACUGUUACCUACUGCUGUUAUUUGCCAUCGUAUCAAUUGUUUUAUCCAAAAUAAAGUCUGCUGUGCGGUCGAAUUAUAGCAGGAAUUAGUAGCAAAAGCGAAGUACUUUCUCAGCUAAGAGCUAAAGAAGACUCAUAUACAGUGCUUAAAGGAUGGAACAUCACCAUAUGGCCCUAGGGCACGAAACCCCUUCUUUUACAAAAAUGGGCCUUGGGUUCAUAUAACAGUUGAGUACGCCACCAGCACUGCUAACUUUUGUCCCCUCUCACUUUCAAAUUCGUUCUUACGGGCCCGCAUGACAACUGAAGACAGCAUAUCUCGGAAAAAAAGCGGCCAGAAAACUGCUUCGAUUUGAAAGUUUGGCUGAGCUUGGUAAUUUGAAUUGCGCGUCACACAGAAAAACAGGAACACGUUGAUUUGGCCAAUUGAUUGUUUGGUGAAUCAUAAUAAAAACUUAUCUUCUCGGAGAAAUGGUAGUCUUUCGUUGUUUUCACUUUAUUUGUAAUUAAACUUUAAUUUGAAUAAUUAUUAUAGGUAAGUGCAUCAAUCUUUAGCCAUCGGUAGCGGUUCCGGCAAACUGAGAAAGUUUUACCUCGAAUUAUGGAUUGCUUUACCACCCUACGUAAUUCAGUUUACUUUAACAAAGAGAAGAAGAAGAACAACAGUCAACAAGCUGUAAACUAAUCGAACAACAGAUAGAGGUGCUAUGUACAAGUUGCUGUUUUGGGGGAAAGUAUAUAUACACUGUAUAUAUAUAAUAUAUACGAUAUAUAUAUAUAGUUUUACCUGGAUUUUUGAACUUGGUUUAGCAAAAAAAAUCAACUCACUCUACUACUUGGCAAUUUAAAACAAUGAAAAAUCAUUAAAAGGCCGAUUAAAAGCCUUUAUCUGACGCCAGGCAGUAAGUCAGUAGUGGUCCCUAGAAGUAUUUCAACGAGUCACAAUUUUAAUGAUGUCAAGUGAUUUCUGCACCGUUCUUUGAAGUUUAAUAGUCGGUUGCAGGCAAUUACCUUCAAGAGGGCAUUCCGGUUUCUUGACGGUAAUUGCCUCAGACAAAACGUGAUUUACCAAGCGACUGUAACGACUGGAACAACAACAGAAUCAUACAUUGGACUCAGUAGCCACUAACUUCAAAGAACAGUACAGAAAUCACUUGACAUCCUUCCGACACGCAAACAGAAGAAACGAGACGGAACUGUUCAAACGGGUGUGGACUCUCAAAGAUGCCUACAGAUACUUUCACGUGCAGGGGAAAGUACUCAGGAAUUGUAAACCAUAUGACAAGGCUAGCAAAAAAUGUAAUCUGUGCCUCGAAGAAAAAAUUUUUAUCAUUUGUGAAAAACACUUAUGUACUCUGAACAAAAGAAACGAAUUAGCAAGUUCAUGCCCAUACAGAAAUAGAUUCACUCUCAGAAAUUUUAGAAUAACGUAACGCAACGCAACGAAACCGCACGGAUCCCGAAAAACCCAUUGAGGAACCUCUAUACCUCCGUGUCGACUUUGUGUCUAUUUACAAACGUUUUAAUCACUCUCCGUCUGCCUCUUUACCAGCCGCUCGCAAUCGCAUAUUCAGAGACUUUUAAAAUUGGCUUCCUAGUACAGAACGGACUUUAACUUCUCAAAGUUCCUUCCUCACUAGGCCUUGAAUUUUGGAAUAAUUAUUACUUUAAUUUAUUAAAACUGCUUUUCUGCUGAAGAUAAUAGAAGUAAGACAAGCUGCGAAACACGCACUUAGGCAACGUCUUCUGUUUAUCGACUUAGCUAACGUUUCAGAAAUGUGCAUUGCAUCCCUGACCGACAAGCCUGUAGCAAAAAAAAUUCCAGACAUCGUCGUCAUUGUGAUAUUAGAUUUCAAAUAUGUCCCUACGUUCUCUCCUUCUAUCAGCAGUAAGGAGAAAUCUAGACUCUUCAUCGGCCCCGGUUGUUCAAAAGGUAGAUAGAGCUAUUAUUAGUUAUCCACUGAAUACUCUAUAUCAAGUGGAUAACGCAAUUGCUUGGAUUAACACGUGAUUCACUGGCGAGAGAUAAUGGAUAGCUCUCCCCACUAAACUUGUCAACGACUGGGGCCAGUCUACAAAAGCACUUGUUCUAAGAUGAUUAAAAAUUUCCCUCGUUAUAACACGAACCACCCCGUUGAUAAUUUAUGUGAGUACGUACUGGGACAAGAGCCUGCUUUUUGAAUAACGAAAUUCCCCAGUUUUGCUGACGUAUUAUCCACUUUCUACGAAAGAUUAUCACUCCUUCGAUGAAUUGGGGCGGUUCAUCAAAGGACAGCUUUCAAGGGUUUAAAAUAACUCGUAUUGAUCACAGUAUCGAGAUCAAGAGAUCAAGAGCUUUAACUAUUCUCCUGCAUCAAUGAUAAAUAUUGUAGAAGAAUACAUCCACCUGGAUUUGAACCGAGUUGAAAUUCUAAGACAGAUCCACCAAGUUUCACAAGUUUACGCUCGUCGACUGACAACACUGAGCUCAGAGGUGACAAACUGAACAGUUUGAAUAGGUAGGUUAAAGAUUGUUUAGAAAUCGACUCUAAGCUUUCGUGCACUCCUUAAACUUAAAGAUUCAUUCAUUCAUUCAUUUUUGCCAUUAACCACAUAUAAAUACAACAAUAUACAAGAAAUUUAUAAUACAUUAAAGAUAAUAUACACUAUUCUAACGAAAUUAUUUACAAAAUUAAAUUUUUAAAGUGGUAAUGGCAAGGAAGCCUAAAUAGAAGCCGGGAGCUUAUACACCAUAUGCUUCCUGCAACUAUAGGGUAAACCAUGGGGGUUUAAGGGUGCUGAAUGAAAAAUGGACUAAUUUUUAAAAGAAAAGGUAUGUAGCUCAAAUAAAUAUAUUUUACUGAGAAAAAAGGCCUAAAAACGGAGCUCUAAUGGAAAAAGCAGCAAACGCCAACCGUAACAUUUUCCUGCUAAUUCCAGUUGAGUUCCCCUUUUUCUGAGAUCGUCUGGAUUGUGGCGUCAAAACUUCCUAGAAAUACGAUGGUUGUAUCCAACAUGUUAAAGCCUCGUUAUUAAGGGGAAAACAUGUCUCGGUAAAAAAGGAUCACCCGCUUAUCUGAGCUACCUUGGGCGAGCCAACUUUUUAUACAUUUCAUUACAAAACGUGGUGUACCGUUAACAUGAGAAACAGAAACUUGGCUUGGCUAAAAGGAUGACCCGCCUUGCCGGAUCACUCUUUUAGAGUGGUAGGGUCACCCUCCUAGCCGGGUCAACUUUUCUCCAUACAGCAAUUUUGAGAAAGGUUGUCGGAAAAAGUACACGCGACGAUCCCGAAAGGUAUAUUGUGGGUGGUUUUGAGUUCACUGUUGUUCAAAAAAAUUUGGAAGAAUGGCACGAGAGGCUAUAGACGUAUGUUUUCUAAUGCUAAAGGAAAGCAACAAUGGAAGAUUCGACAGCUACAGGGUCAAGAACAGCGUAUUGAUCAUAUCCCAAAUUACCGUUCGGGAUUGUCGCGAGCACAUUUUUCUGUUAACCUUUCUCGAAAUAGCUGUAUUGACAGGUUGGCUCGCCCAGCUGGGUCGACUCUGUCAAGGCGAUAAAAUCAUGCAGAGCAUGCGUGAAAACUUUAUCCUCAUAUAAACGCUAGCUGAAGUUGACUGGACUGGGACUGUGACCCUCUCCUUCACAUACCGUAAAACGGGGUCUAAGUAACCCCAAAUUCAAUUGUUGGAAAUGUAGUACCACAACACUAUUCACUCACUUCAGAUUGUUUAAUUAAAAGUCACAGUAAAAAAGUCACACCCGUAACCGUCCCGAAAGCUGCUCUAGUCUCAAGUGAAGCGAAGAAUCUAUAUAUUGAAUACAUAUACUGUUGAAAAAUCUAAAGUUACCAAUCAUUUUGAUUGACGUCUUUGGUACUUGAUUAUCUCCAAAAUAGCUAAAUGAUCGAUAUGAUAUAUAAAAUUGUCAAGUACUAAAAUUGUCACACUCGUAAUAUUUCUAACAUUCUCCCCCCAUUUGUCUCGAAGAGAGCAAAUGUUCGUCGAUAAAUGAAGUUAUUCUCUAAAAAAACAACGAAACUAAAAUGAUUGUAUAAAAGUUCUGACUAAAAACGUUCACUUAAUUGAUAACAGCCCUAGUGGCAAGUUCUCAGAUUAACAAGGUGAUCGUUCAAAGUCUUCUUCAGCAUCGGCAGCCACAGCUGCAAUGCGGUCUCUGGCUUCUUGCGCAGCACGCCUUGUCUAUUUUGGGGUAAAUGCUUCGGCGUCAGGGUUCAGCUGGCUCUUGGAUCUCCCUGUAUCCCGAUCACAUGCCAACUCGAGGGGAUACAGCUGUUGUAAAGCUCGCUCGAGGUACGAGUUCCCGGCUCGCAGCUUUGCCGCCCUUACAACUCCAUCACGGCCAGGAGCACGGCCAACUAUGAGUUCGUAAACAAUCCCCAUCUUCCAUUUUCCUCGGUUCCUCUCGUCUUCUUUGAUCAGCAUCACGUCACCGACAGCUAUGGUAGUAGGUGCACCUGAGUGUUUAAGGAGAUGUCGCUCACAAAGUCCCUUUAAGUACUCAUCGGUACAACGCUUCCAAAUCACAUCCUUGCAGCGUUUGAGGUACCUGGCACGUUUUCGCAAGUCUGGGGUUUCUAAAUGAUGACACUCCAGCUCAGGCAGUGGAUUGGGUUGUCCGAAAAGCAAUGAAUUUGGUGUUAGUACUGGAAGUUGAAGGUCGUCCUCAACAUAGCUCAGCGGACGGUUGUUCAGCGUCACUUCUACGUCAAGUAUAACAUCCUGUAGUUCUGCCCACGUCAGCAUUCCUGAACCGAUGGUCUUGUGAAGUGCUCUUUUAACCAGUCCUAUUAACCGCUCGAAUUGACCACCCCACCAGGGAGCUCUACUUAAAUUGAACUUCCACUUGAUCCCGUUGUGCGCCAGGUAGUCGUGAAACGCCUCGUCCCUCAUGAUGGUCUUCAGUAGCCUAGCUGCACCGACGAAAGUUCUCCCAUUGUCAGAAUAGAAAGUCUCUGGGCGCCCUCGACGUGCUAUAAACCUCUUUAAACUGCUCAUGAAUUCUUUGGUCUCCAUGUUUGGUAACAACUCUAGGUAGAUCCCUUGGGUUAGGCUACAUACGUAGAGCACGAUGUACGCCUUGGCUUCGUUGUUCUUUCCCUUCCUAUACUUCAAAGGCCCGGCGAAGUCAACACCAACCACUUGAAACGCUGCCGUUCUUUAAGCCCCAAGAUCUACAUACAGAUUCUCUACACUGAUGUCCAUACAUUUCUUUUAAGAAUAGUGGAGAGAAUUUGGUUGAAGAUCAAAGUAUUCUCCCUUUGGUAAUCAAUUUAGUAAUUCUCAUAACCUUUACGCGAUGAUCUGCUGAUGCUGUUGGGAGAAAAUUUAUGUUGGUCACUCUUGGGACCUAAAAGAUUAAAAAAAACGUCCCUAGGAGAGACAGCCGUAUUCGCAGGCUAGCUAAGUUCGAAAUGUCAGCUUUUGAAUCUUUUUUUUUUUCGGUGAUAAAUUUAUUUUGAUAGCUCAGUUAAUAAAAUCAAAUUUUGUGUUUGACUCCCCACCGACACCGCGCCACAGUUCCUUUUGAUGCAACUAAGGGCGCGUUCCACUGGGAUGACCCGGAACAGGCUCAGUAAUCGGAUCGAUCGGAUUAUAGCACAUCAAAGGAGACGAUAAAUUAAUCCUUUUGAAAGACUUUCAUUGGUUCAUUUGAUUUACCAUGAUCCGAGUAACCUCGGAUCACUGAUUCUAAUCCGAAUCAUCCCAAAGGAACGCACCCUAAACCCUUCGUGACAAUAUUUGGGCGCCACUUUUUGAGUUUAAAACCGGUCGUGACUUGCUGGUAUGCUUUUUCCGCGCUUUUCGCCGAGGACACGUCCUUGGUUUAAUAUCUGAUUGGUUCAUUUGAUUAUCUUCUGUAACUGUGAUUGGCGAGACAAAGUUCAGUCGAAGCGUCCCUAAACCCGACACCUGCGGGCCUACGGUAAUGUUCUAUUGAAUGAAGAGUUCAAGCGGCUGUAAGUGGAGUGGCCGUAAAGCAAUUAGUUUCGACCGAAAUCUGGUUUUGAUUUUAAGAUAUUCGAUUGAAAAAUGCUCUGUCUUCCUAGCUUUGUUCUUCUUGUUGUUGAAUAUGUUUUGACGAAAUGAAUGUUGCUGUGAUUUGCAGUUUUCAAUGGAGAAUUAUCGCGGUUUGAUACAGGACAUGAGUCCACAGGACCGAGAGGCUAGUCGGCCAAAACAGUUUUUUUUGUUGUUGUGUCAAAUAACAAUAUUAGUGUGUGUAAAGAAAUGGUGACGAGUGAAAUUAUAAGGAUUUUGACAAAAUGCAGGUGAAAUCAUUUCUUGAUUUCACCAGUGUAUGACCUGUUUAUGUCAUGGGUGACAAUAACGCUUAUCGUGAGUUUUCACUUUUUCGUAUCGAAAACUCCAAGUACUGAAAAGUUUAAAACAUACAUUAAAUAUUCAAAAUUUUCAGAAUUUUUUCCUAAAAUACCCGCUAGAAUCCUUGUUGAUAAAAUUUGUUCUCUUUGGUGUGUUUAGGUACUCCUUAUUGUCUUUAAAUGUUCUGACAUCUCCAUUUGUGCUAUCUUGAAACCUUGACGCCAUCUGGUACAAACGUAACAUUGUCUUAGCAAUUUUGCCGUAAUUUCACAUGUGGAUUCAACGCUGAAAUUUUGCGCAAGAAUUCAGGAGCAAUUUGUCACCCAUGACUUUAUUUUCACUAUUAUACGCUUGUUCCCUUUUCAGAUUUUUAAUUUUGACGUGGAAAAAAUUGAGUGGGAAAACUAUCUUAAGCGGUUUACCAUCGGCCUCAAGACGUUUCUGUUGAAAGAAGAUCUGGCUAAUCUUCCAGUGGCACAUAGUCGGAUCCGCAAGUAAGUGGUCAAAUAACUGUUACCUUUCGUUUUGCAAGCGAGUGGUUCCAGAAAGUAUGCAUUCAUUCUUACUUUCUGCAUAGGGCCAGUAAAGGUGGAUUUCCACCGUCGCGUAAUUUUUACAUGCGUACAUGUUACGCGUGUAAAUAAAAUAGAGGCAAUGUACGGAAUGUCCCGCGUAAACGUAAGAGUUGAUCUUCGCUCAAGUUUACACUCGGUUUUUCAUACAUUGCCUCUAUUUAAUUUACGCACGUAAAAUUACGCGACAGUUGAAAUCCCCUCUUAUUCUAGAUAUAGCGCGUACACUUAACGGCUUAUCUCAUCACGACUGUCAUUAAAUCCAGAAACAUUCAUCCCCUUUGCUGGCUAAACGAUAGUGACGUCAGAUUUUACUUACAUGAUUUAUCUGACAAAAAACGUGAUCUAAUCUGCGCAUAAAGUCAAGAGCUGCUGAUAUGAGCAAAGAGCACUCUUUUACUAAAGCACUUUUCCUAUGUUGUUUUCCAGACUGCGUAACAUUCGUUGGACGAUGUACUUUUGUUUGUUUCUGUUCGUUUCGUGGCUCAUAAUUAAAAGGUUCCCAGCCGCACAGACCGCUUGGACCCAGUGCUUAUCUGGGGUCCACAAGCUGGCCCGGGCCCUGGAGCCAUUCAAGCUGUCUAACUAGAAGCCUUGACUUUUGAGGUCUUCCUAGGGGUGGGCUCUAAAAGUUCCGGUGUGGUAUUACACACAAAACUAUUUUUGUGUAAGUAAUGAAAACAGAGAUAAAUUUCGUCGUACAUUAUCAAGGAGUUCCCAGCAGUACAGACCGUUUGGCUCCGGUGCAUAUUUGUUGUGCCUAGGCUGGCCCUCGGCCUUGAGCCGUUAAUGGUGUCCAAUUAGGGGCCAUUCGCCACGAACUAUCAAGGUCCUUUCAGGGGUCAAAAGAGUGAUAUUGGUCAGAAUUUGAAAAACAGUAAUCAUAAAUUACUUUAGAAAGUUAAUUAAGAAAACAAUCAGCAAAUCUCAUGAUGAAUAAGAAAUGAAAAGUAGGUUUAGGUUGAUCAGUUAUAGUCGUUUGUCAGAUUGUUUAUUUAUCGUUGUAAAAACACUAAAAUCAUUCAUACCAAGAGAUCAUAAUUGGACCAAUCAUAAUCUGUUGUUUAUACUCUGAACAUGGAAGCAUGCUUAUGAUGAUUGCCCUUAGAAUACAAGGAUAAUUUAGCUUGAAAAGUAGGGAUAACAAAGAAAAUCAGGUUACUGUAUGUCUUGACAUUGAACAUUUGGGAAGUUUGCAGUGGUGCACUCGCAACAUUUAAAUCGAUAUUUUUUAUAACUGAAUGAAAAGAAACAUGUUUUAAUCAUAAAAAAUGAAUAAUUAUUAAGUGAUAUGUCCUUGGGAUUUCCUUACUAGUUAGAAAAUUGAAAAAAAUAGCAGAUUAAGGGAACGAAAAGGUAAAGAACGUGUCCUCCUUCCUUUCACACACCCUUCGCGCGGCGCUGUUUGCUAAGUUCCGUCCAUUUCUUUAUUUGCUUAUUGCAAACUUUCAUGACUGGUUCUCCGCUUAUUUGCCCAUCUAUUUAAACUCUUGGCCCUUUAGGUAAACAGCAUGUAACUUAAAAUAUCUCUUCUUAAUGUAAUGUAAAGGUUAUGAGGACAAAGGAUGAUAUCCAAAGUAAAAAAGGUCUUGGUCGUUAAAAAAAAAGAAAUAGAAAAAUUUCCGUAGAAAGUUUAUUGAACACGGUUUGCAGUAAGUGCAUGCCGCGAUAAGUGUUUAUACGAUUACGGGGGAAUUAACGUUAGUUUAAUCUUUUUUGAAAUGUUUUGUAUGUCUUUAGUUUAUACGAUAUCGUUUUACCCACCGUACUGUUAUUCCGCAUUGUAUGAUCAGAUCAUUUCAUAAGAUAGUAACUUUAAUAUAUAAACACCAAAAAAGUAGACCGUGCUGCAUAGAAGAAAAUUUCUUGUAAGAAGACAGAAUUGCGGUCAUCAUUGUUUAAGAUUAGGUUAACAAAUAAUAAACAUGUAAACGGCAGAAUUGUAAUUCUGGUGAGUGAAUGAUGGUUUUGGGUUGAUGUUUGUUUGUUUUUUCGUUUGGUCUGUUUGUUUGUGUGUUUGUUUUUUUUAUCAGAUUGCUCGCUUUUGUUAUAGACGCGCACUUCCUCGGAGGAUACCGAAAAUACGAAAAUAGCCAAACAGGGAUUAAUUAGGCUUACCACGGGUAGCCCGAGCUCGAAAUAUGAGCAUCGGCGAGCAUUGGCAUUGUUGCAUAGCAUUCUGUAUAAGGAAAUAUAUGGGGAAAACCUAUCGUUUCUGUAGCCUACGAAGAUGAAAGGAUUUCAACAAAAAACAGCUUACCUUACAUAAAAUGUGUGUUACAUCUCUCCUGUGUUGUCCAUGGGCCAAUUAAUGGCCGUUUUAGGGGUUGCACUGUAAACGGAUUUCUCUGUAUAUUUAUAAACCGUUUACAGUACAACCUAUAAAUCGGCCCAUGGACCACACAGGAGAGAUGAAACACUUUUUAUGUAAGGUAAGCUGUCUUUUAUUGAAACCCUUUCGUUUUCGUAGGUUUCAGAAACGAUAGGUUUUUCUCCAUACAAAUCCUUAUAUUUAGAAUGUUAUGCAACAAUGCCGAUGCUUGGGCUACCUGUUAGUCUGCUACACAGCCGUUUUUAGAGUCGUCACGCAACGCUCCUCCCCAUUGUGGGGAGGAGCGUUGCGUGACGACACUAAAAACGGCUGUGUAGCAGACUAGCAACCUGUGGGCUUAGAAAAAACAAUUACAGGGCUUUCAUUUGCAGAAUAGGCGAUUUUAAGGCUUAAAAACAGAUACAAAUGCGUCGGUUCUACGCAUAUAUUGCAAGUGAGUGCACCCUAUAUAGUCUGACCCCUGUCACUCUCUUCAGUACUAUGGAGAGACUGACAGGGGUCACACAAAAACAGCCAAAAAAACCGACUACAUCGAUGAAUUCACACCAAAAAAAACACAGAAAGACAUCAAAGUUAAGUCUCCUUUAUUUAUUUUAUAGCAAAAAGUGAAAAGACUGAUAUUUGGCCUUCGCAGACCUCAGUAUUUUAUUUCUGAUACAAAGUCUCAACGGUCGCUUAAAACGCGACACCGACUCUCUUGAAAGAAAGUUAAAUUUGCAUAACGCACUCAUAACGUGAGCUUGGGAUGCCUGUGAUGAAUCCUUGUCUAGGAUAGAUUCAUCGGUUCAUUUAGAAAAAAGUUAUGGUGGGGGUUGGGAAUUUUUUGAGCCACAGGAAUUUUUUUCGGUAUCAAAUUCCUUGUGUGAAUUGUUUUUAGGCCGUGGCAUGAAUAUCUUUUAGGGUUAAUUUUCGUGCAUGAAUUUUUUUUCCUUUAAUUUUGCCUUGCGCGAAUAUAUUUUUUUUUUACUUCGCCCGCCCCCCCCCCGUUAUAAGUUUUCUAAUGGUCCGUCCCUUAAUCUACCAUUAUCCGAGUGAUCUCGGAUCUCUGAUCCUGUUGCGGAUCAUCCCCUGGGAUCAUCUCAAAGGAACGCACCCCAAGUAAGUCUAAUGAAUUACUACUUGCCUUCUUCCUGUCUUCCUUUUUAGCGUUUUUUUUCCGUAACAAUGUUAUUGCAAUUAGGUGUAAGUCCUGGUGCUCUUUAUAUUAUUUGAAAAUAAGAAUUCAUUCGCAUGCGUAUGAACUGGUUUUUAUAUGUUGCGCUGCGCACAAGGCAUCGCUUUAAAAGAAGGUUUAGCAUGCUCUGAAACUGUUUCAGUUUCAGUUUAGUUUCAAUCUAUUUUUUUUUUGCCAGAAAAAAUACAUCUGCAUACAGACAUUCAAUAUAUUACAAAAAUGUUAUUUAAAGAUUAAAUAGACGUAAAUUGCAAGUAAAAGAAUUUUUUAAAAAUGUUCUGGCGAGGAAGCUCAAAUGGAAACCUUGGGGCUUAUUAUAUGAGCUCCCUCCCUAACCUAAGACUAAACAGAAUGAAUAAAUAAACGGCAAAGUCAACUCAUACUGAAAUAUAAUUAGGAUAAAAAGGAAGCAAAACAAAACGGAAAAAACAGACAAAAAGCAGCAAAAAACAAGUAUUAUUUACAAAUGGUUAAUCAACUGAGAAGAAAUGCUUUUAAUCUGGAUUUAAAAAGAGAGAGAGUGGCAGCAAAAACGAACGUAAAGCAUUUUUCUCUUUAAUUCUCAUCUCGUAAGUAUAUGGUACAAACUGACCCAGACAUAAUUUAGCCCAUUUUUUGAACAUGUGUAUAACUGUUAAGACUUCCUGGCUGCGAUGAGACAUUGAUAGUACAUAAAUAAAAAACCUUUUUUAAUCAAUUUGAAUCUUUGUUUAACAGAUGUAUCGAUCAAGACUCGGUUAAUAAACUUUGUAUCACUGAUCAUGACAGUUUAGCUCAUUUUCUGAAAACCAGACAAUUGUGCUAUUUGUUUUGCUAAUUGCAGGGCAGCAAAAGAUUGCCAAUAGCUCUGUCGUCUAAUAAAAUAAAAAUACAGCCCACAUAUCCAAUUGGUUUUUGACAUGAUGCAGCUAUCACAUGAGGAAAACAGGUAUAUUAAAAAAGGUUCGCUUGAACGUAGUUGCUUCGGAGAAAAGUCAUGGUAAUGACAAACUACCAAGCAAUUAGAAAACUGUAUUGUUCUGCAAAAUUCACUGGAGAGUCGAGGAGAGGUACAUGGCGAGUUAAUUUUUCUCUCAGACAAAAAAAGGACAGCUAAAUAUGGUGGUGAAUGAUGGUGCAAGUUCCGUGUUAAUAUUUUGGGUUCACUAUACUCAAUCGAAACGAGCGUCACCAUAGCGUUUUUAAUUUUAAAUAUUUUACCUUUCAUAUAACAGAUCCGAAUUGGACGCCCCUGGGGAGAUGAUGUGAACGAGGGAAAUAAAUUUAAAAAGCAAUUUAAAUGAAGAUAUAAUCUUGACGUAGUAAAAUAGCAAUUUAAGCAAUUGCAAAUAAACCGCCCAAAAUGUUAAAGUUAUAGCCCACAAAAUUUGACAUGUUUGGGGAUAUACUGGUUAAGACUUCCUCUUCUAAAGAAAGUGUGGCCAAUUUAGUGCUGGUAUCCAUGUGAACGUCAGUCAAAGUUGAAGAAAACCGGCACAAGCAAUUUGAAGCUACAAAACACAGAAACACUUUAAUAUAAGCCCCACCAGUAACAGGCUCGCCAAUAUAUUCUCCCCUCUAACUUGCAUUGAAAUGAAUUUGAUUUAUUAUGAUAUUUUGAAGCUUUUACCAUAACAUAACAUAACUUUAUUAUUUAUAUAGCGCAAAAUACAUUGGUAUGAUCUAAUGCGCUUUAAGGUCGGUACACACUAGGCGACAAGUUGCUGCAACACGUCGCGGCGACAAAUUACUCCGUGUGUACAGAUCGGGCGACUAGUUGCAGCAACAAGGUGUGGCGACACGUCGCAGCGACAAAUCGCUUCGUGUGUACUGGAGAAUCUUUGUGAAAAUAUUUGUCUCCGCAACAGAAUUUUGUCGCUGCAACAAGUCGCAAAAAAUCAAAUCAGACUGAAUCUGUGCGACUUGUUGCGGCGACAAAUUCUGUUGCAGCGACAAAGAUUUUCACAAAAAUUCUCCAGUACAUACGAAGCGAUUUGUCGCUGCAACAUGUCGCCGCGACAUGUUGCUGCAACCUGUCGCCUAGUGUGUACCGACCUUUACAUUACAAUGAUUGUAAUACUACAAUGAAAUGGAUAAAAAAUUACAGCUUUCCUAAAUAGUUAAUAAAUGGAUACUAGAUAAAAAUAUUAUAUAUGCGUGCAAAAAAUCUAUGUUAAAAUAUUAUAGGUUAUAAGCUAAAAGCUAAUUUAAAAUAAUGAGUUUUUAACCGUGCCAGUAACUGCAAAACAUAUUCAAAUCAGCACUGCGUUAGCUUGAAUUCUUUCGAACAGCUUUUUCCAAUUCCGUUAUAAUCCCCCUCAAAAGAUGUAUAAUCCCAGGGCUUUUAAGCCGCAGUUUACGGCACCGCAUAUCAUAUGUUUGGCUCACAAACUUAACACCUCCGUUGAGCAAAAUCUUCUCGUUCUUGCUCUCGCGAUGUUUACUAAAACUGCUGAUUGCUCUCAAUUAAUCGUCGAAUUCAGUUCUUUUUUUCAUGAUUUUUAUAUGAUAAAAACAGGUUACAUUCUAAUUUCCUAAGCUCGAACGAACGUUUUAUUUUCUUUAAUUCUUACCUCGUAAAUGGCCCAGACUUUCGAGCCCAUUAUUUAAACAUUUCUACAUUGUUACUGAGACCUCACAGCUGCCUGCGAUGACAUUAUGAGCGCGUCAGUUUAACUUCUAGCAAUUGACGAAAACCGUUUUUUACUCAAUUUGAAUAUAUGCUUAACAGAAAUAUCGAUCAAGACUUGGUUAAUAGACUUUUAUUACUAACAGUUUAACUCGUUUUCUAAGAGCCAGGCAAUUGUGCUAUUUGCUCGCUAAUCGCACCGCAACACAAAGGCAACACCAAGAUUGUCGAAUUCUAUCGUUUAAUAAACUGAAAAUACAGAGCAAAUAUUUAAUUGUUUGCUGACAAGGUGCAUGUAGCAGUCAUAUAAGGAGGACAGAUAUAUUAAAAAGAGUUCAGUUGACUGUAGCCGCAUCUCAGAAAAGUCAUGGAAAUGAAAAAUCUGACUGGAGGUGAAAACCUGCAAACAAUUGCAGAACUUGACUGCUCUGAGGAAUUUACUCGAGAGGUACAUGGCGAGCUCGUUUUUCUCUCUGUCAUUAACACUUUUUUGUCAAUUACAGCAUUUUUGGGGAAUACUCUGAUCCUAGUUGCCCUUCGCAAGGACACAUCAAUUCAUCCGUCAUCAAAACUCUUGUAUCGUAACCUAGCGAUAACCGAUCUUUGCGUUGGUAUCAUUCUCGAGCCUCUAAGCGUUGCAUAUUGGACAUCCGUGGUGAACGAAAGAUGGGAUAUUUGCCAUUACGCAGAUUUGAUAUCAUAUUUCGCAGGUGUUACGUUGUGUUCAAUGUCGUUGAUAACACUGACUGCAAUAAGCGUGGACAGACUUCUCGCUUUGCUACUGGGUCUCAGAUACAGACAAGUUGUAACUUUGAAAAGGACACGUUUAAUUGCUAUUGGUGGUUGGAUUGUGUCUAUUUUCGGUGCAUCUAGCUUCUUUCUGAAUAGUUUUAUAGUUUCAUUGUACGUGUAUAUUGUUACAGCUUUUUGUUUAGUCACUACAAUCUGUGCCUACACAAAAAUCUUCAUGUCUCUGCGUCAUAACCAAAUUCAUGGUCAGAACCAUGUUGUUCAAGGGCAAUCGAGCCAAGUAAAUACACUGAAUAAAGCUCGAUACAGAAAGGCAGUGUACAGUGCACUGUGGGUGCAGGUAACAUUGGUUAUUUGUUAUCUGCCGUACGUUAUAGCUGAAGCUUUAACGCCUCAAAGGGAGAUGCCUUUAUCUACUUACCUUGCUUUGCAAUUUACAGGUACUUUAGUGCAUUUAAACUCGUCGUUAAAUCCGUUUCUGUACUGUUGGAAGAUCACAGAAGUGAGACAAGCUGUGAAAGAAACAUUACAACAACUACACUUCUGUACCUGA